AUGACUCUACGUCAGACCCUGCGAGAAUUUGUCAUUCCUCUAGAAACUCAGGAGGAAAACCAAAAAGACAAAAAAGGCAAAACUUCCACUAAAAAACCACAGCAAAAAUACGGACAGCUAAGACGCAUUCGGAGUCAGAGGUAUAAAAAAAGCGCAAAGAAAACUCAGACAUGGAAGACCUUUUCCGAAAACAACGACACCAAAAAGAAACCUAAGGGUCUGCGUAACGUCCCAGCAGUGGAAAUCGAGCCAGGAGAAGAACUAGUCAACUUGGGCAAAUCCAUCCUACGUUCACGGCGGCAACUCAUGCAGCGGGCACCGGCUCGCAAACCUCCGGCCGAACCCCAGAGUAUCUUUACCGAACAAGACUUCAAGAAGUUUGAGGCUGAUCCACAGAAGUUCUUCUGUUCCUGA
Molecule: messenger RNA, 414 nt
Organism: Dibothriocephalus latus
Lineage: Eukaryota; Metazoa; Platyhelminthes; Cestoda; Diphyllobothriidea; Diphyllobothriidae
Source: the annotation of a GenBank genome assembly